AGGUUACUAAGGUUAUCUGAAGCGAUAAAAACAAAAUGGAUGCGAAUUUAUGGGAAGAUCGAGAUGUUCGCUUUGAUAUCACUCUUCAACAAAUGCAGUUACGUGCGGGAGAGGUUAUGAUUGACAAGCUGGAUUCUGUUGAAGAUACAAAAGGAAAUAAUGGAGACAGAGGGAGAUUGCUUGUCACAAAUCUCAGGCUUAUUUGGCACUCUCAGAGUAUGCCAAGAGUGAAUCUCUCUGUGGGGUUUUCAUGUGUCGUGAAUAUUUCAACAAGAACAGCUCACUCAAAACUCAGAGGUCAGACAGAGGCCUUGUACAUUUUAACCAAAUGCAACAACACAAGAUUUGAAUUUAUUUUCACCAAUCUGGUCUCUGGAAGUCCCAGGCUUUUCACCACUGUCAUUUCAGUAUUCAGGGCUUAUGAGUCAUCAAAACUGUACAGAGACCUAAAACUUAGAGGAGCCCUAAUUCUCAACAAACAACUUCGGCUGCUACCUCUAGAGCAAGUUUAUGAUAAGAUCAAUGGAGUGUGGAAUCUCUCUAGCGAUCAGGGCAAUCUUGGCACAUUUUACAUCACCAAUGUACGGCUUGUGUGGCAUGCCAACAUGAACGACACAUUCAACGUCAGCAUUCCAUAUUUGCAAAUGAAAACAGUGCGUAUCCGCGAUUCCAAAUUUGGAUUGGCAUUAGUCGUUGAAACGUCACAGCAGAGUGGAGGGUAUGUGCUUGGUUUUCGUGUCGAUCCAGUAGAAAAACUCCAAGAAGCAGUCAAAGAAAUCCAAAGUUUACAAAAGGUGUAUAGUGCAAGCCCAAUAUUUGGCGUAGAGUUUGAAACUGAGGAUAAGCCUGAAGCCUUGGAUAAAAUUACUGUGGAUCCGGUACAGGACGAUAUCGAGAUUGUGAAUGAGGGGUCAACUGAUGCGUUCGCUGCGUACUUUGCAGAUGGUGAAAAAACGAGUGACCGUGAGCCCGUCUACUCAGAUAAUCUUGGUCUCGCUGUGGAGAAACUAAAAGACGGCUUUACGUUACAAGGCUUAUGGGAAGUUGUCACCAAUUAGUCACUUCGAUGUCAACAGGAUAAGUAGAAAAGGGCGCAGUCCUUUUUGUAAAUAUGAUCUUGAGAAACAUUCAACCCCUUGAAAACAGCAGCAGUUAAACGCCCAGUAUGGCAAUUUCACGCUUGGUUUAAAAGAGAUCAAAAGGAAUGUUGGCGAACUUCUUCACGGAAUCAUCCACCAUUCUCUACAAACAGCAAAGCACAUAUAUAGCUGAGCCCGGCAUUUUUUUCGUUCUCUCAGACAUAGCAUACCGUUGCAUUCGCCAGUUAUCUUUGUUAAACGGGGCAGGCCAUAUUUCUUGCACUGUUGAGAGUUACACAGUCAUCAGCAUGUAAAUAUUAGGGUUGGUUGUAAAUAAACAAUAUCUAUGAA
This is a messenger RNA of Nematostella vectensis (starlet sea anemone), 1430 nucleotides long. RefSeq names its product Bardet-Biedl syndrome 5 protein homolog. The record is from RefSeq and is a predicted model, not a curated record. The transcript is spliced from 16 exons. Gene Ontology annotation, cellular component: ciliary basal body; BBSome. Bases 36 to 1058 code for a protein of 340 amino acids. Lineage: Eukaryota; Metazoa; Cnidaria; Anthozoa; Actiniaria; Edwardsiidae. Gene Ontology annotation, biological process: intracellular transport; cilium assembly. Gene Ontology annotation, molecular function: phosphatidylinositol-3-phosphate binding.